AUGUUUCCUAAAUCAUCAUUACACUCGAUUAAAUUCAAAUCUGCCAAUGAAAAUAGAGUAGUGAUUAUAGAUCCAAAAGAAAGAGGUAGAAUUGUAGCACAAUAUAGAUUCGAAAAUGAUUCUGAAGCUGAAAUCAUUUAUAAAUAUGUUCGUCAAAAUCUCCCGCAAAUUAUAAAGGAUGGAAGAACAAAAAAUAUGGUUGAAAUUGAAAGUAUUCGUUCAAUCAAUGAAUCAAUGCUUGUAAAUGAGCAAGCAGUAAAUAGCAAUAGAAUUGUAGAUAAUAGAACAAUGGAAGAUGUAAGUCCAAUUCAAAAUAAUCAAUUAUUUGAAAAUCCUAACAUGGAUGGAAAUAAUUUUAUAGAUGAUAAUUCAAAUAAGGUAGUCACAAAAUCUAAGUAG
Trichomonas vaginalis G3 is the source of this 399-nucleotide messenger RNA. RefSeq lists its product as uncharacterized. The record is from RefSeq and is a predicted model, not a curated record. The coding region runs from base 1 to 399 and encodes 132 amino acids. The transcript has a single exon. Lineage: Eukaryota; Parabasalia; Trichomonadida; Trichomonadidae.